Molecule: messenger RNA, 1392 nt
Organism: Triticum dicoccoides
Lineage: Eukaryota; Viridiplantae; Streptophyta; Magnoliopsida; Poales; Poaceae
Product: myb-related protein Hv33-like
Exons: 3
Coding region: 102-1034 (310 amino acids)
Source: RefSeq, a predicted model, not a curated record
UAUAUCGCCUGUGCCCUGCCCUGCCGUGUCUCACCAUCAUUGUUGCCAUCACAGGCCGCUACCGCGCUCGCUCACUAGUCACUCCACCCGGGAGCACGCAUAUGCGUGCGAUGGGACGCGAGGCGGCAGCAGCAGUGGCGUGCUCGUCCAACAAGCCCAAGCUCCGGAGAGGGCUGUGGUCGCCGGAGGAGGACGAGAAGCUCUACAACCACAUCAUUCGCUACGGCAACGGUUGCUGGAGCUCCGUCCCAAGGCUCGCCGGGUUGGAGAGAUGUGGCAAGAGCUGCAGGCUAAGAUGGAUCAACUACCUCAGGCCUGAUCUCAAGAGGGGCAGCUUCUCCCAGCAAGAGGAGGACCUCAUCGUCAGCCUGCACAAGAUCCUCGGCAACAGGUGGUCCCAGAUAGCGUCGCAGCUGCCAGGCCGGACCGACAACGAGAUCAAGAACUUCUGGAACUCGUGCAUCAAGAAGAAGCUCCGGCAGCAGCGCAUCGACCCCACCACCCACGAAUCGCUCAAUGACGCUGCCGCUGUCGCCGAGCCGCACGACAAGUGCAAGCAGCUAGUCCCCGCUGCGGAAGACGGCUGUUUCGGCGGCUCUGUUGGCAGUGACGAUUUCCUAGCGCCACACUCCCCGGUCGACUGCAGCUUCGACCCCAUGUCCGUGACAAACGUCCCCGCAAUGCGCAUGCAGGGCUCCUACUCCUUGUGUGACUACGCCGGCGUCGGCUCCGACGCCACCACGUACAGCGCCUACACAGGCGGCGGCGACAGCUCCAGCAACAGCAACGGCACCGGCACCGGCACCUGGACCUGCGGCAAUGUGGAGCCGCUCCCGCACAUGGACAUGUUCCGCGACGACGCCGAGCCCUACCCAUUCGACCCGACCAAGUUCAGCCCGUGGCACCAGCAGCAACCGCCGGACGACGACCGCGGCUCCGCGGUCUUCCCGAUCCGCUCGCUGUCCCGGGAUCUUCCCGAGUCGUGCUUCGAGCUCGCCCGUGGGGCCUUGGAGGACGAGUUCGACUUCAUGUGACCCCGCCACGCCCAGGCCGAGGUCAUGUGUCCAUCGUUCGACAACCACAAACUCACACAUAUACAAACCUCACUAUACCACCUGAUGAGAUGAGAAGAUCGAUCACCGUUGAGAGGACAUGUGGUUUGACCACACCUAUACUUAUUACCUCUCCUCAUUUUUUUUCUCUCUGCAUUUCAACCCCUUCCCUCGAAAAAAAGUACUUAUUAUAUAAGUACUAUAUAGUAUUGUGAUCAUAAUAAGGGUUAGUAGAUAUGCAUGUAUACGUACCCCAAUUCAAGGGGGUUUCAUGUUUUGUAUGGGAGCAGUUUAGCAACAUCGGUCCAUGGAAUUUUAAAGCAAGUCUUUUUACCUCUUA